Arthroderma uncinatum is the source of this 1170-nucleotide messenger RNA. RefSeq lists its product as uncharacterized. NCBI's taxonomy places the organism in Eukaryota, Fungi, Ascomycota, Eurotiomycetes, Onygenales, Arthrodermataceae. The record is from RefSeq and is a predicted model, not a curated record. The transcript has 2 exons. The coding region runs from base 1 to 1170 and encodes 389 amino acids.
AUGUCCUUCCGUUGUGGCCUCUUCUUUGGUCUCAGUCCUCAGACAAACGCCUACUCUACCAUCGUGACAUACAAGACCGAAUACAAGGAGCAAGCCAGUCCUCAAUAUUGUGCUAUCAUGUCGGCCUUUCACCAUUUCGAUCUGGGCGGAAUGCGCCGUUUCAGCGCAGUCGACCCGUAUCAGGGUCAGGAUAUACCUGACGAGCCCAAGGACGCCGAGACAACUUUUAUAUCCCCCGAAUAUGAUGCAGCUACUAUGGUGCGGUCUUCUACUCUUUCCUUCUCGGAUUCCUCUGUAUCAACCUUGCCAGACGACAUGAAAUCCGAGGUACAGCUUAUGUUGAGGGAAAAUGACCAAUUUCGCAUCGUCCAGGAGAACCCUCAGGAGCUGUUACAGUCCGGUGGAGAGAAUGGAGAUGAUGAAUUCAGUGAUGGAACCGAUAUGGAGUCGUUCGGGUCUGUUGACGAACAACAGGGAAAUCUAGGGCUUAAUGAUGAAUACUCCUUUAUUUCCUUUUCACGCUCUGUCCACUUCGCUCCAACUCUUGAAACCGUGAUUCCAACCAAAACAUACGACUGGGAACUGGAGCCCCCUACCGAGCCACUACCAUCAAUGACUCUCCAAGAGAAGAUUCAAAUUGCCAUCGCAGCAAAGGCAAGGUACUCGGAUCCCGCAAACUUUGUCUUCGACGAAGACUACGAGGCCGAUGAGCAUCCCCACGACAGCAUCGACCUCGACAAGAAGCUUCUAAUAGCUUACAUCAACGGCCUGCGUACUAUCUCUACUCAUGUCUGCAAGGUCAUGCUAUGCUCCCGCACACUCCCCAAGGACCAGAAGGGAACCGAAGGCGUGGAGCCGGACAUCACCUUAUUUGUCAACGAAUACCUCGAUAGGAUCUCGAGCCUCCUCCUGGGUUUCUUCCCUAACUUAUUUGACGAGGCCAGGUUUGUGGACAUCCUUGAGUCUACUAUGACGGCAGUGUCAUUUGACGACGAGGACAAAGUGAUCUACAGGCCCGGGCUGAAAGAGGCUCGAGAGCUUAUUAAAGAUGCCUUGGAGGAUACGCUUGAUGUGGGUGACAUGUAUAUGGCCGAUGACGUUACUCGGUGGCUCGCCAGUGAACUUAUUGAGCCGCUCGGUCAUCGGGCGAUGGGGCUUGAGAAGAAGUGA